Oncorhynchus mykiss (rainbow trout) is the source of this 1259-nucleotide messenger RNA. RefSeq names its product semaphorin-4F-like. The record is from RefSeq and is a predicted model, not a curated record. Gene Ontology annotation, biological process: negative chemotaxis; axon guidance; neural crest cell migration. Gene Ontology annotation, molecular function: chemorepellent activity; semaphorin receptor binding. NCBI's taxonomy places the organism in Eukaryota, Metazoa, Chordata, Actinopteri, Salmoniformes, Salmonidae. Gene Ontology annotation, cellular component: plasma membrane.
GUUGUGGUUUAGUGAGAUUUGAACGCUUCCUGGUUUAACACCCUGUAAUAGUUAUAUUACAUACUGUACUGUACCUGACCUGGAGGCUAUAAGUAGCCUAUUAUACCGUGUUAGAAAUAGCACCAAAUCGGACACCGAAUAGGUAGGUGAGAAUAAAAAAAUACGCCGUAUUUUGAUACACUUGAACCGUACUUUUUUGUUUUCUUGGUUUCUGUAGGCGCUUCGUUCCCCCCUGUCAUCCACUUUUGAUAGAACGCCCCGAGCGUUUUAAUGAUGCGUAACUGACGCGCGGUCAUCAACGGACAUUCUCCCUGAUGUCACUUCUCAACAUGCGGACCACCUGUUUUAUGGCCGUGAUCUUGUGGCUCACAACUGGUUCAUCUCGUUGUCAAACACCAAUUCCCAAUGUUCACGGAGGGUUAGGUGCAGUUCUGGGGGUGUCCAACGCCAGCGUCCUCCUGCAAGAUCCCAGCUCUGAGACACUCUACCUGGGAGCCAGAGGCUCCAUCCUGGCCCUGCACACCUCCAACCUCACCUGGAAACACCCAUCAAUUAAGUGGGAGGCAACAGAAGAGGAGAGGAAGUCCUGUAUGGGGAAAGGCAAGAGAGGGGAUGACUGUUAUAACUACAUCUGUCUGCUGGAGGUUCUGAAGGAUGGAAGGAUCUACGUCUGUGGCUCCUACGCCUACAAUCCCAAGUGUGCUUUCAUUGACCCAGUGACGUUUGUCCUAGUGAAGGAAGGUGGUGACAAAGUGAAGAUGGAGAAUGGGAAGGGGAAGUGUCCUUAUGAUCCCAGACAACCUCACACUGCUGUUACUGCAGAUGGAGUGCUGUACACCGCCUCCCCUUCUAACUUCCUGGGCACGAUGUUUGACAUCACCAGGGCAACAGGUCAAGAGGUGCACGUACAUCAGUCCAUCAACUGGCUCAGUGAUCCAGAGUUUGUGAGUUCGGCCCUGGUCAGGGAGAGUCCUGGAGAUGAUGAUAAAAUCUACUUCUUCUUCACGGAGAACGCCUUAGAGUACGACCUUUACACCAAGGUCAGGGUCACACGGUUGGCCAGAGUCUGCAAGGGAGACGUGGGGGGCUCUAAGACCCUGCAGAAGAGCUGGACCAGUUUCCUGAAGGCUCAGCUGGUGUGUCAGGACCGGGACAGUGGCCAGCACUACACCGUCCUGACCCACGCCUACCCCCUGGAACACCGCCUGGGAGACCCCAGCAGCACACACUUCUACACCCUCUUCACCUACCAGGGGUAA